This is a messenger RNA of Paramecium sonneborni, 2608 nucleotides long. The record is from the annotation of a GenBank genome assembly. NCBI's taxonomy places the organism in Eukaryota, Ciliophora, Oligohymenophorea, Peniculida, Parameciidae.
AUGUAAAGUGUAACCUCUAUAGAAGUCCCGACUAAUUUACUGAAAAUGCCAAUAAUAAAGAAUAAGGAUAUUAUGGAGAAGAAAUGUAUUUAUUUAAAUAAGAUAAUAAGAUGAAUACGAUAAAGUUGGAACAAAUUAAAAUGUUAUUGUUGAACCUGCAGUAGUUAAAUUUUGUGGUUUUGAUAUUGGCAAACUAAAUGAGAUUAAAGUGAGAGUUAUCAAUAAAAAUAAACAACCUUAAAGAAUCUAUGUCUUUCCACCAAAAUCAGAAAUAUUUAAUGUGAAAUUUGAUAAAAAAGGAGCUAUUCCUAGUGGAAUGGCAGAAGAGCUUUACGUUUAAUUCAAACCUCAAGAAUAUAAAUACUUUUACGAUGUGAUAAGAAUCAAUACCCAAGAUGAUACAUUACUAAUUCCUAUACAUGCUUAUCCUGCCCUCAGUAGAGAUGGAUUAAGAGAAUUAUUUCCUCGAUUAAUUGAUUUUGGCACUUUAGAUAUAGGUGAGUCUUAGACUUAUGUAAAAUUUUAUCAAUAUAAUAGAGCUAUCCAAUCCAGAGUAAAGUACCUCUUAACUUUGAGUUUGAAUUUAACAUAACAAAGCCUUGUUAAGAUAUUAAAAUUGAUCCAAUAAAAGGUAUCGUGCCUGGUAAAGGAGGAAUAGAUAUAUCUAUAACAUAUUCUCCUUUAGUAAAUGUAACAGAAAUAAUGGAAGUUGAAGUAAUUCAUAAAAAUAAUAAUUUUAAGCUUAAAAUAGCAUAAUUUGAUUUUGAACCAUUAUGUAUAAAAAUUAUGGGAUCUGGCAGAUUUCCUGAGAAUAAGAAAACCAUGAGACCUAGUUCGACUAAAAAAUUAAAAUCCAUUACCAAUACUUCAAGAGCUAAACCUCUUUAGAAUACAUAAGAAAUACCUGUUGAAGAGAGUCCAAAGCCUGGUGAAACUUAGUAGAUGGAGAAUCAAUUAUAGGAACGAUCGAAAACUUUAAAGAUGACUAAAAGUUCUAAAUUAAAAAGAUCUCAAUCACAAUAGUAAGACAAAGAAACUAGUGAUAAUUUAGGAUUAGAUAAAUUAAAAGGCAGACAAGUAAAGUAUUAAAUAACAAAAGUUAUUAGAAAAAUCAUAUUUAGAUCAUUUUAAUUAAAUUUAAAGUUUGGAUAAAGAAAAAGAAAUGAGAUUCUUUUAAUGUGUUGGAGAUCCACCAAUUACUGAAUCUUAAGUGCAAGAUAUACUUCUUGAAAGAUAAUAAUAUCUUAAUAACUAUUUAGAAGAUGUAUAAGCUAAAGGAACUACAAGAUAUAAAUUAAUGAUUAAUGCUGAUAGCACUAUAGUUGAUUACAUUCUACCUGAGAAUUAAUAGACUUGGGACUUAGAUAAAAAUGACACAAUGAAAAUUAAGAAAAUUGUAAAAUAUAUUUUAAACUUAUUUAGAAUUUGAGAAAGUUUGUAUGUGCAGCUAGUAGAAUAAUCUAUAAAUUAAGAAUGGAAAAAAGAUUAUUAAAACUGAAAACAUUUUUAAAAGGAGCAACAACUAGAGAUGAAGUCAAAUAACUAGUAAAUUUGGAUUGUUAAAAAGCAGAACAUUCUGGAGUUGGUAAAAAAGAUUUUGUAUUAAUAAUGAAUUAAUAUUUUAGGUUAAAUUUACUUUUGAAUUCAGUUCAGCAAAUAUUGGAUUUUUGAAAUUACCAGUUCAGUAUUCUGAAUCAAAUACCAAUUCCUAAUUUAAAUAUACAAUUACUCCUUAAACUGGAUUUGAUGAUCUAGUUCCUUUUGAUGAAUUACCAAGUGAUGAUUGUGAAAUUAUGUAAUAUAAAGUAUGGGAAUACCCUUAAAUUGUGUAUCAUCCACCAGUUAUUGAUAAACCUUUAAGGGAUGGAGCAGAAGAAGAGAAAUCUAUAAGAGGUAUAAUGGGUCCAAUAACAUAAAUACUUUAAACUUAAAAUGAUAAUAUUGUCAGAAACAUAUACUAAAAACCUCCUGAAGUUGAAAGCUAUUAAAUACUUAAGGCACAUAAGACACUAAAAUUGUAUCAAUAAUUUAAUGAUGGAACUUCUUUGAAUACAUAUUAUCCUUUAAUGUUUAGUAAAGUUAAUGGAAUCGGAGCUGAUUUAGAUCCAGACAUUGCCUAGAAUCAUUAAAUUUUAAAACAGGAAUUUAUUAAUAGAACUCCUGGUUAUUAGAAUUUAAAUCUCAUAUACGAACUUCCUUUGGAUUAAUUCUAUUACUAAGAUAAGAAUAUGUAAUUGGCUUAUGAUUUUGGUUUUGAUGAAUAAAUAGAAUUCUAUUGUCCUACUAUAAUGGCAGAAAAAGAAUUAGAUGAUUAAAUGACAGAUGAUGAUAGUGAUGAAGAUAAACCUCCUCAAAUUAAUGUCAUAGAUUAAAAUGAUUGGCUUACUAAGCUUGAAUAAGAUGACAAAACUAUUACAAAUAUGAGGCAAUCAGAAAUUAUAGAUUCUUAUGAUUAAUUAAAAGAAAAAAUUGAUUCAAAUUUAAAGUAAUUAUAUAUUUCCAAUUUUGUAGUUUGGAAAAAAGUAAAUGGAUAUCAACUGUUCCUUCUAAAACUAGCGACUUCAAUAAGUUUAUUGUUAGAAAUGAAAAUAAAAUGGUCAUAUUGUGA